GCGAGCAGCGAUGCGCGGCGCAGCAUCCGGCGGUGCUGGGUUCGGCAAUUCUGGCUCUCCUGCUCGCUGGCUAUCUAGCACAACAGUAUUUACCAAUGCCUACGCCAAAAGUAAUUGGGAUUGAUCUUGGCACAACUUACUGCUCUGUUGGUGUCUUUCUUCCUGGAACAGGGCAGGUGAAGGUUAUUGCAGAUGAAAACGGGCACAACAGCAUUCCAAGUAUAGUGUCUUUCACGGACAGAGAUGUAUACGUCGGAUAUGAUGGCUUGGAACUUGCUGAUGCAAAUCCUCAGAACACUAUAUAUGAUGCGAAAAGAUUCAUUGGGAAAAUCUUCACUUCGGAAGAACUGAAGAGUGAAAGUAGCAGGUAUCCAUUUAAGAUUUACAACAACGAUGGAUCAGCUGAAUUUUCUGUAACAACUAAUGAAACCUUCCGUGUCACUCCAGAGCAAAUCGGCUCUCAGCUGCUACUGAAAUUGAAGAGAAUGGCAGAAGACCAUCUGGGUGUGCCCAUUUUGAAGGCAGUCAUCUCCGUGCCAGCAGAGUUUGAUGAAAGGCAACGGAAUGCCACUGUUAAGGCUGCUAACCUUGCAGGGCUUGAAAUCUUGCGAGUAAUCAAUGAACCCACAGCUGCAGCUAUGGCUUAUGGACUUCACAAAGCUGAUGUGUUUAAUGUCCUGGUGGUAGAUUUGGGUGGAGGAACUUUGGAUGUGUCUCUGCUGAACAAGCAGGGAGGGAUGUUCCUCACACGAGCCAUGGCAGGUAACAAUAAACUUGGAGGACAAGAUUUUAAUCAGAGGUUGAUGCAGCACUUAUACGAUCAACUCAAUCAAGUUUACGGUUCUCUGCCAUCAAGAAAAGAAGAAAUACAUCGCCUCAGACAGGCUGUGGAAGCAGUUAAAUUAAAUUUGACUAUUCAUGAGGCAUCUACAUUAAGGGUGUCGUUGACUGUGCCAGAAAGGAAGCUUACAAAAGAACUUCCUGAAAGUGAGGUAAAGCCAAAUACUGUUCAUAACGGCAAGCCUUCACAGAAAACAAAAGACUUGAAAAAUAGUGGAGAUGCUUCAGAUGAAGAAAACAAGUUUGUCAAAGUUGUGUUUGAACGAGAAAUUUCUAGAAAACUCUUUGAGAUGUUGAACGAGGACCUUUUUAAGAAGAUUCUUGUUCCCAUUGAGCAGGUGUUGAAGGAAGGCCACCUACACAAAGAGGAAGUGGAUGAAAUUGUGUUAGUUGGGGGCUCCACCCGGAUUCCUAAAAUACGUGAAGUUAUUCGGGAUUUCUUUGGAAAGGAACCUAACACCUCUGUAGACCCUGAUCUAGCAGUUGUAAUGGGGGUAGCUAUCCAAGCAGGAAUUGUUGGUGGGUCCUGGCCUCUCCAAGUAAGCGCUAUAGAAAUUCCCAAUAAGCAUUUACGAAAGACUAAUUUUAAUUGAAGAUAAACUCUUUCCCAUUGCAUCCCGUCUCUCCGAAAGCAUACUCUGAUGGUGCAUACUUAACUGUCAGUGAAGCCUAACCUUAGCCAUAUAAUAUUCUUUUUUUUUUUUUUUUUUUUUUUUGUAAUCUGUUUGAGUUAAAUGUUACCUUAAAGGUACGAGUGAUUUUUAAAGCUCUGAAGUUGUCUUUGAAGUCAUGUUUGCUUCUCGAUUGGAUACAGAAUGGAAAUCCUAAAAAUGACACGCUCAUAUCCUUUUGCUAAAUUUUAUUAGCAAAUCUGGAAGAGGUGUUUGCUUCAAAAUGGAAGAGUGUGACCAAAGCUUAAAAAUAACAGCACUGUAAUAUAGAUGUUCCUGUGUCAAAUAUACUUUAUUUGGAAGAAUGUGAAGCAGUGUUAACGCACAUAGCAGUGUUGAGCUAAAAUCUAUUUAUUAAAGUGAGUCAUUUGAGCAUUUAAAAACCUUUUCUAAAAGGCAUACUGCAGCUUGAAUGAGAUUUAUGCAUUCAGUUGAAUCCUCUGCUGUUCAUAACAGCAUACUAGUUUUAUUAAGACCACACAGCAAAUUACUGUCUCAUGUUUGAGUCAAACCAUAUUAAGAAAUUUAGCUCUUGCUAAUGUGGAGUUGCUCAGUGUCUACAAUGGCUAACUUCCUGAAUCAUUCUGGAUGGUUAACACAUAGGUGCUGCUGCCUUACCCUUAAGAACAAGUGCAUAUCACCAACUGUUUACCUCCCUCCAUUUUAAUUGAAAACCACUUUAAUUUUAUGCAUCUUGAAGCUACAUGUGUAUAUUUUCCCUUGAAUUUUACCAACAUGAGUUAAACUGUUGCACAAUUACAAGUGUAUGACAUCUUUCCCUCCCCCCCAGCUCUGCUGUUUUCAGGGGAAGAAGUGUGGGACCAAAUGAACUGCUUGGAUGAAGUCUAGUUCCUAUUGUCGAUGGAAACUCAUCCAGCUUUGUCUUGCAUUUUAACUAAUAUCUCUGCUUUAAGUUGGGUCAUAUUCCUACUCUAAAUUGAGCAUAGAUUAGAGAUGGCAGCUGUUCAUCCGAUAAGGAAGCAGUAACUCAGGAUCCGAGGUAACAUUUCUUUGGUCUUUAUUUUAGGCAAAGACUUUGCCACUCACCUAUCUAGCAAAUGCAAGAGGAGAAAAGGAUGAUAAAAUUAAAAUAAAUUAUUGUGAAGUUUAGCUUUUAAUACGAAAAAUUAAAACAUUACUUAAUGGGCCAAGGGAUUCUCUAUCUGUUUAGAAUAGUGAAGGCAUUCAGCUAAGGCUUGUCUUCAUCUGUCAGCACAGUAUCAGGUAAGCUUUAGUAAUGGGUGAUUUUAAGCGUUCUCUUGUAUCUCCAAAAUAUAACUUUAAGCGUGCCAAGACAUAAAGUGUGGGCUUAGAUCUAUAGUUUAACCUCUGACCAUGUUAAAAUAGGCCUAUUAUUCUCCUGGCAAUAGACCAGAUCUAUGACACUGCCUUCCCAAUUGUGCUGAUGCAGCUGUUUGCAUAGCUGUGGUCUAAACGAACCUUUGAAGUAAUCCUAUUUAAAACCUCCUGAAUUUUAGUUUUGUGCAGCCAUUCCAUGGGUGGUGUUUAACUUCACAGACAUUCUCAAAAUGCUGAUAACAUUUAAUUUCACUGAGUUGAAAACUAAAGGGGCUUUUUGGAUGCCUUUUUUCUUUCCUUGAUGCCUUUUGAAAGUGACCCCAUCUUCACAUCUGUAUGUGAAUUCUAGUACAACCUGAUAAUGUAUUAAUAUAGAAUAUUGCAUGUUUAUAAAAGUGAGUGAGUUAAGGGACAAAAGUGAAUAGAACUAAAACUCCUGAGUUGAAGGAAGUCUUCUUAGUGAGCUCAUGGGUGGAUGCCAAUACGCAGUACAGUUCUCACAUGCAGUUGCCUUGCAGAUAUAUUUGUUUAUAUUGAAUAUGUUUCUUCCAAAGUAUUUGGAGUCACUGUGGCCUUUCUGCUGCCCUGCUGUAAACUCAUCUCAAAAUAUACUGGAAUUUUUGUAGGACUUGAGGUGGUUUUUUGCUUGUUCGUUUAACGCAGGUCUGCUUAUUUUACACAGUGCAAUAAAGUAGAUUAAAAUAAAACCACAAUGCAGUUGAGCUCAACUAUUAAAACUAUUUAUUUUUUAAACUAUUUUUGCAGUUUUGGGGCAUGUCAGGCAGAAGUGAGAGUGUAACCUUAAACUGUUUGAACAAUGCAAAUCAAGGAAGUACAUCAGCUUUUAGUAUUUCAGUCUGGAGGAGGUUAAAAAUCUCUGGUUUUAAUCUGGGAGUUGUAAGGAUGAGUUGUUUAUUUGUAUCAAAAAAAUAAUUAAAAUCACAACAGGGUACAUUCUUUCAGUUUUCCAUACAGAUUGAAAUUGAAAAGCUACUGUACAUCAGAUAUCUGCCAAUGCAUCCUUAUCCAUUCAUUUCGCUGAAUUCUGCAAUCAAUUUUGAUUUAAUCUAUAUUAAUUCUAUUUAAUCUAUAUAUUAUCUAUUUUGUCUUUGAUCUCACUGCUGUAUUUUGGCACAAACAGUCAUAUCCUAAAUAUGAGUAGGUUGCUGCACUAAGUGGAUGUUUCCAGAUACGCAGCUGUAAUGCUUAUCAGAAGUCUUUCUUUAAAUAAAUUGAUAUUUGAAGGCCGAAAUCUUUCUACAACCUCUCCUGGAAAUCUUGAGUAUGGUUGCCUUUGGCAUAAAGUGUAUGACAAAUUUAUACAGUUAAAGCUUGUGUUGCAAGUUGAAGCUAAGCUGCCUCAUCACCAAUAUGUUCCCAAAUUGUUUCCAAAUAGAGAUGAUGAAAUGCAUAACCUUUUAGAAUGUUUUUAAUUAAAGCAAUUUCUGUCUUUUGGA
Molecule: messenger RNA, 4267 nt
Organism: Coturnix japonica (Japanese quail)
Lineage: Eukaryota; Metazoa; Chordata; Aves; Galliformes; Phasianidae
Gene: HSPA13
Product: heat shock protein family A (Hsp70) member 13
Molecular function (GO): ATP binding; ATP-dependent protein folding chaperone
Source: RefSeq, a predicted model, not a curated record